UCCGGCCACGAAGCCUCAGGCAGUCAUGGAUCAAGUAAUGCAAUUUGUUGAGCCCAGCCGUCAAUUUGUAAAAGAUUCCAUCAGGCUUGUUAAAAGAUGCACUAAGCAAGACAGAAAAGAAUUCCAGAAGAUUGCCAUGGCAACAGCAAUAGGUUUUGCGAUAAUGGGAUUUAUUGGUUUCUUUGUGAAAUUGAUCCAUAUCCCUAUCAACAACAUCAUUGUUGGUGGCUGAACACUCAUCAAGAAGAUCUGUUACCUGAAGUUUGGAGUGAUGGACAAUGGGCGUGGGGUGGGGGUUUGUUUACUAAUAUUCCAUAAAUCUGUAUCUUGUUUAUUUACUGCUAUAAACCAGGUUAAGAUUUAAAACAAAAACAAAAAAAAACAAAAA
Mauremys mutica (yellowpond turtle) is the source of this 388-nucleotide messenger RNA. Its product is annotated as protein transport protein Sec61 subunit gamma-like. Gene Ontology annotation, biological process: post-translational protein targeting to membrane, translocation; protein targeting. The transcript has a single exon. Gene Ontology annotation, cellular component: Ssh1 translocon complex; membrane. Lineage: Eukaryota; Metazoa; Chordata; Testudines; Geoemydidae. The record is from RefSeq and is a predicted model, not a curated record. Bases 26 to 232 code for a protein of 68 amino acids. Gene Ontology annotation, molecular function: transmembrane protein transporter activity.